GAGAGGAGCGAAAAUAAUCUCCAAUUUCUUGAAACAACGUUUUAUACAAAAAAGUUUAUUUCAUUUAUAUUCAACUCUUUUGUUUCUCCUUUCCGUUAAAAUGAGUCGAAAGCAAACUCCAAGUGACUUUUUAAAGCAAAUUAUCGGCCGUCCUGUGGUCGUGAAACUGAAUAGUGGUGCAGAUUAUAGAGGUGUCCUGGCUUGUCUUGAUAGUUAUAUGAACAUUGCUUUGGAACAGACUGAGGAAUAUGUGAAUGGACAGUUAAAAAACAAAUAUGGUGAUGCUUUCAUUCGUGGAAAUAAUGUGUUAUACAUUAGUACACAGAAAGCAAGAAGAUAGAAUAAUAUUGAGACACAAAUUUACGUUGAGUGGAGUUUCAUUUGGCAUUCUGGCAAGCAGAUUGACAUCUGAACAGAUUGCAUACAUGUAUGUGUUUUCAAGUGAAAAGAACUGCGGCCAGUUGUACGAAGGCUGGAUGCUGCUGUCCACCAGUUAGUGAUGUUCUCAACCUUUCUAAAAAUGCUUAGAAAGCGAUAAAAUUUCUGUUUUGGGACCAACAAUUGUUAAAGAGGAUCCUCAAUUUAGGAAUAUUAAGAUUCAAUCAAAGUUAUUCCUAACAACAGGCGAUUUUAAAGCAAUUGAAAAAACCACUAUCGGGUGGAUAGCACUAUCCGGCUGUCAUACAACUGGCCCCAUCUGUGUAGAUGUAUUGUUUCAUAAAUGUACCUGUACAGUCGUUAAAAUCAUAUCAACUAAGAGAUACAUUGCUUGGCCUAAUAACUAUGUACAGGUGAAGUUUUUGUUUUACAAGUAAAAGUUUCUUUUCCAUACAUACAUUGAAAAAUAAGUAUAACCUAAAAUUAAAAAACCUAAAUUCUAA
Messenger RNA from Dendronephthya gigantea, 881 nucleotides. Its product is annotated as U6 snRNA-associated Sm-like protein LSm6. The transcript is spliced from 4 exons. The record is from RefSeq and is a predicted model, not a curated record. Gene Ontology annotation, biological process: mRNA splicing, via spliceosome; maturation of SSU-rRNA. Gene Ontology annotation, molecular function: RNA binding. The coding region runs from base 101 to 340 and encodes 79 amino acids. NCBI's taxonomy places the organism in Eukaryota, Metazoa, Cnidaria, Anthozoa, Malacalcyonacea, Nephtheidae. Gene Ontology annotation, cellular component: P-body; nucleolus; U6 snRNP.